CACAGUAUUUCCAAUACAAAACAAAGCACAGACAAGCAGAAGCAGAAGCAGCGCCGACCUCCCCUCCCUCCGCCCUUUGCCACCGCUGCUGGGUCUAUUGUCAUCAUCGUCUGCCAUCGUCUGCCACUCCAGUCUGCAGUCCAUCUCAAGGAAUUUGGAAGUUGAAAGAUGAAAAAACAAACUCUCAUUAGUAGUCUUUUUAAACGAAAAUUCCAAGAAAAUGAUGAUUUGGGUGCAACUCCUACUUCAAAUAUUAUUGAGGAUAAGCAAGAAAAUGAAGAUAUUGGUCCAAGUUCAAAUAAUGAUAUUGAUAACCAAGAAAAUGAAGAAAUUGGUCCAAGUUCAAAGAAUGAUAUUGAUAUGCAUGAAAAUGAAGAUAUUGGACCAACUCCAAGUCCAAUUAUUACUUCGGCUUCAAGUCGUUCAACACGAAACUAAAUCGAUUUGAAUGAUCUCCAAUAGACCUCCUAUUACUAGUUAUCAUCCAAAUCAAAUAGACGACAUAAGAAGAGCGUAUCUUGUUAAAAAGGCUUUUCAACCACCACGAGGUCAUGACUUCAAAUGGACAAACUAUUCUAAGGGCCGGAGACGUUUUUAUGUUAAAUGGUUUGAUAAAUAUCAUUGGUUGGAGUAUAGCACUAAACAAGAAAAAGCAUAUUGUUUAUAUUGUUACUUGUUUAAUGAAAGUGUUGGUAAUAAAGGUGGAAGAGAGACUUUUGUAAGUUGAGGCUUUUGUAAUUGGAGUAAACCGGGUGUCUUAAAAGAACAUGUUGGGUUAGUUAAUAGUAUACAUAAUAAGGCGGUGCAAAAAUGUGAAAAUCUCUUGAACCAAAAGCUAUCCUAUGAUGCGAAUGAAAAAAGGCGUAACAAGGAAAGAAGGAUUGGAAAUCGGUAUCGAUUAAUGGGGUCUGUUCGUAGUGCUGGAUUUUGUUUAGAAAAUAGUUUACCGUUUCGUGGUCAUGACGAAUCUGAAAACUCUCUUUAUAAAGGUAUAUUUCUUUCGGUUUUAAAGUUGAUUAGUGUGAACAACCCGGAUAUUAGUAAGUACACUUUAGGGAAGGCGAAGAAGAAUAAUAAGUUGACAGCUCCAUCGAUUCAAAAAGAGAUUGUCGAUUGCUAUGCGAAAGAAGUAACCAAAAUGAUUUGUGAAGAAAUUAAAGACGAUGUCUUUGGGUUGUUAGUAGAUGAGUCUAGCGACGUGUCUUUAAAGGAACAAAUGGCCGUAGUUGUGAGAUAUGUCGAUAAGGUCGGAGUUGUUAAAGAGAGUUUAAUUGGAGUUACUCGUGUGAGAAAUACAUAUUCUUUAACUCUUAAGAAGCCAUCGUGUCUUUAUUAGCCGAUAACCAUUUAAGCAUAGAUCAAGUCAGGGGUCAAGGUUAUGAUGGUGCAAGCAACAUGCGGGGAGAGUUUAAUGGAUUAAAAGCUUUAAUUCUGAAAGACAAUCCAUCGGCACAUUACAUACAUUGCUUUGCUCAUCAACUUCAGUUAGUGAUUGUGGCUGUAGCAAAAAAGCAUGAUGGUGUUAAAGAAUUUUAUGAAACUCUUGGCAUGGUUGUUAAUACGGUUGGUGCCUCUUGCAAAAGAAAAGAUAUGAUGUUGGAGGCAAAAAAAGAGAGAGUGGAAAACGAAAUUCUAGCGGGUGAAAUUAACACAGGAAAAGGAUUAAACCAAGAGGUUUCUCUUGCCCGACCCGGAGACACACGAUGGGGUUCUCAUCAUAGAACCAUCAUAAGUUUGUUGAAAUUAUUUCCGGAAGUUGUUGAGGUACUUACUUUUAUUAAACAAGAUGGAGAGACCUUUCAACAACGAUCCAAUGCGUCAGGUAUUCUAUCAUAUUUUGAGAGUUGAAUUUGUGUUUUACAUACAUUUGUUGAACGAUAUCUUAGGCCUCACAAAUGCUCUAUCAAAACAUCUACAAAAAAAGAGUCAAGACUUGUUAGAACCAUCUCAUUUGAUAAGCGGGACAAAACGAGCUUUGAAUCAUUUAAGACAAAAUGGGUUUGAAAAGAUGUUAGCAAACGUAACAUCUUUUUGUGAAAAAAACAACAUUAAGAUGUUAGAUAUGGCGGAAAGUUAUGGUAAUAAAAGAAACCGAAAGUAUGUCAUUACUAACGGACAUCAUUUUGAAGUUGAGGUUUUUAAUACGGUUUUGGAUAUGCAACUUCAAGAACUUGGAAGCCGAUUUAGUGAGGUCUCAACUAGUUUGAUAGAUAAUAUGUCGGGUUUAAAUCCUUGUAAUUCGUUUGCUAAAUUUGACAUAUCAAAGAUAGUGAAGUUUUCUGAAAUGUAUGGGAAUGACUUUAAUAAAGAAGAAAGAGGGGUUCUUACGGGUGAUCUUUCGACAUUUUAUCACACUUUAAAGGAAGAUGAUAAAUUUGCAAAUUUAAAUUUAACUGGAUUGAGUGACCUUGCUCGUGUAAUGGUGGAAAACCGAAAAAAUGAAACUUUUCCUUUGGUUUAUCGAACAUUGAAGCUAGCACUGGUUUUACCGGUUGCAACCGCAACCGUUGAAAGAUGUUUUUCUAAAAUGAAGCUUAUCAAGACGGAUUUACGCAAUCGGAUGGGUGAUGAGUAUUUGAACAACGCUCUAAUUUGUGCGAUCGAAAAAAAAAGUUUUUGUAAAGUAAAAGAAGAGGAUGUCAUGGCCCGGUUUCAAGCUUUCAAAAACCGAAGAGGAGAACUCAUUUAGGAAGGAGGUAGCAUUUGGAUCGCAUGUUGGGAGAAAUUCAAACCACGUCAUAAAAAACAUGCGCCAUGAGUUUUGCAUAAGUCAUAAAAAAGUAAAGGAGUUUUGCAUAAUAUUCUUUUAUGAAUGGCAAGAGUUUUGCAGGCUAGGCCCACUGAGAGCAGCCCAAGUUUCUUGGCACGACGUUCGUUUUCUGGCAGAGAAUAUUAAUACAACUCAUCGUUUUUCUUCCUAAACCCUAGAAAUUCAAAAUCAAAAUCAAGAUGUCAGACCACAUUCCAUUCGAAAUACAAAUGGACAUCAUGAAAAAGUUUUCUGUGAAAUCGUUGCUUCAGUUGCGAUCUGUCUCCAAAGCAUGGAAGUCUCUCAUCGACAGUUCUGAUUUUGUAAAGCUGUAUAGCAACCUACAGCAACAUCUACUUCUAAGGUAUGACCAUCAGUACAAAUUAGAUGAGCCAGAAUAUGUUUCAAUUGUUGAUGAUCAUACUUUUCCGGAACAGAAAGUUUCUCUAGCUAUUCCCAAACAAGUUAACUUGCUUGAAGAUUCCCGCACAAUCGCCAGCUCUCAUGGCUUGUUGUGUUUGUCCGGUUUUUAUGGUGGUCGUUGGAUGGUAGUUCUCUGGAAUGUAUCAAUUAGAAAAGCUGUAGCUGUUGAUGUGCCUAAUGUGGCAGGUGGGAAAUAUAAAACACUUCUAGGUUUUGGGGUUUGUGGUGAGACUUGUGAUCCUAAGAUUGUCAAGAUUGCAUAUAUUGAUCAUUGUUACCAGAUGGAGAGUAUACCUGAAAGCAUCCCUUGGCAAGUUGAGGUUUUUACCUUAAGCACGAGGGCUUGGAGGCAACCACAUAGUAGCAAUUUUCCUCGUAAAUCAAUUAGAUUUGGCAGGAAACAGGUAGUUUUAGAUGGGUUUCUUUAUUGGAUUGCUACUGAGUGGAUUGCUACAGAUGGUGGAUUUAGGGGCAUAAAUCUGAUUAUUUCAUUUGAAACAACAUUUGAACAAUUUAGAGAAAUAAACCUCCCAAAUGCUUUAGCACACUACCAACCUUAUCGUGAGUUGUUCAUAUCUAAACUAAGGGAGUCUCUUGUCGUGCUUCAACGCAAUGAAUAUCACAGUAAUAGUUUCUUUGUAUGGAUGAUGGAGGAUGGCAUUCCAAAAUCGUUUACAAAGAUAUUCACUAUUUGCACACCAGGUGAAACACUUAUAUCAGUACCGGGAUUUAGGAAGAGUGGUGAACCAAUAAUUGAAAUUUCAACCUAUCUUUGGCACCCCUAUGAAGACAAUUCAUGGCUUGUUGUUUAUGAACCAUACUCAAAAGACAUCAGUGAUAUUGGGAUUAGUGAAUGGAUGUGUUCAUUUUCUUUGUAUUCUUACAUGGAAACACUACUUCUGCUUGAUCAACCAGAUCUUACAACUUAUGACAUUUGAAAGUGGAGAGCAAGAACUGAAGUUUUAGUUAUUCUAGGUUUAUAUUUUAAAUUCUGAUUAAACUCUAGCUCUUUUGCUUGUAACGUGAAAGGCAUGUUGUCUCGCUUGUGGUUGAUCACACGUACCCCCAGCAAAUGUUUGAUUGAUGAACUGAUUAUGCUAUAUAUGAUAUAGCGGCUGAAGAAUUUGGCAUUGUGGGUCUUUUAUAUCUUAAAAAGCUUUGAGUCUCAUAUGGUGUUUUAAGCACAUGUAAAACUCAACUUGAUGGAUGGUGUUAGAAUUUGAGUA
Messenger RNA from Helianthus annuus (common sunflower), 4398 nucleotides. RefSeq names its product putative F-box protein At3g23960. Lineage: Eukaryota; Viridiplantae; Streptophyta; Magnoliopsida; Asterales; Asteraceae. The record is from RefSeq and is a predicted model, not a curated record. Bases 2950 to 4110 code for a protein of 386 amino acids. Gene Ontology annotation, molecular function: protein binding. The transcript has 4 exons.